This is a messenger RNA of Lasiodiplodia theobromae, 2373 nucleotides long. RefSeq names its product Peptidase S41 family protein. Gene Ontology annotation, biological process: proteolysis. Lineage: Eukaryota; Fungi; Ascomycota; Dothideomycetes; Botryosphaeriales; Botryosphaeriaceae. The transcript has a single exon. Gene Ontology annotation, molecular function: serine-type peptidase activity. The record is from RefSeq and is a predicted model, not a curated record. The coding region runs from base 1 to 2373 and encodes 790 amino acids.
AUGAAGGUUCCCUCGCUCACCCUGGCGGCCGCCGCCCUGGCCACCUUGGCCGCCGCCUCUCCCUUGACCACCUCUAAUGCCGCACCCUUUGCGAAGCUUCACGCCAGGCAGAACGAGACGGGAACCCCAUGCUCGGUGCUCAGCUCCGUCGUCAACAAUGCCAAGUCUACUGCUACUCCCACCGUCCCGGCCGCUCUCGCCUACGACUGCCUCAUAAGCGCCCCGCUCAACAAGACGGCCGCCAUUGAGCUCAUCGACUCCAUGAAGCCCUACCUCACCUGGCAGAGCACCCAGUCCUACCUCAAGAACCCGCCCGCCGAGUACGCUGAGAAGGUCCAGCCUGCCGUCGACCUCUUCAAGGGCCUUGACGAUCUGGCUGCCAAGGUCAAUGCUGACGACUUCUUCGGCGAGUAUGAGUUCGGCUGGGCUCUCUACACUCACAUCCUCUCUGCUCACGACGGUCAUCUGGUUUACGUUCCUGACUCGGUUGGCGCCAUCGUCACUUGGGGAAGGCCCAUUUCUCUCGUUUCCAUCUCCGAGGACGGCAAGAAGCUUCCUGUUCCUUUCGUCUACCAAGACAUCCUGGCUGCUUCAUUCCCCAACUCCACCUACACGCCCUCGGCCGUGCUGAAGAUCAACGAUGAAGAUGCCGCCACCUACCUCGAGAAGAUCAGCCAGUACGGCUCGCUUCAGGACCGUGAUGCUCUGUACAACAACGUCAUGUACAGCUUGCCCCAGAUCCAGCUUGGCUCCACUGGCGCCAGCACUGGCAUGUUCUCUGGAGGUGGUCGUGGUCGCUGGGUCUACCCUGGUCCCGAGACCAAGAUCGAGUACGCCAACGGCACCACCAAGACUUACGAGAACUUUGCCCGUGUCCUGGUCUCGUUCCGCGGUGUUGAGAACGGCACUGCUCUAAGCGAUCGCUACUUCCUCUACGCCUCCGGAGCCACUGACCACGCCAUGGCCAUGGCCGCUGACGCCAAGGACAAGUCCCGUAUCCAGGCUGCCAACAUGAACGUCGAUGGCCCCACGGAUGAUACUCCCGUCAAUCAGAAUGUGCACAUCGCCGCUGCUGAUGAUGCUGCCGCCACGACCACCGCUCGCGCUCGUGCCACGCCCGCUCCUGGCUAUCCCACUCCCGUUGCCUACCAGAGAAACAACCUCAUCGCCGGCUACUACCUCGAGGGCGAAGGCUACGACGAUAUUGCUGUCUUGUCCGUUCCUUCUUUCGUCAGCUCCAGCUAUGCCGAGCUCGAAUUCCAGCGCAUCGGCACUCAAUUCAUCCUAGGUGCCAAGGCUGAUGGCAAGAAGAAGCUCAUCAUUGAUCUCAGCGCAAAUGGAGGCGGCACCAUUCUCCAGGGCUAUGACAUGUUCAAGCAGCUCUUCCCUUCCCUCUUGCCGUACGGUGGCACCCGUUUCAGGGCCCACGAGACUCUCGACCUGCUCGGCCAGAAGUUCUCGUACCUCUCCGAAGGCUUUCCCCGUGAUCCCGAAAUCGUGCAGGAGAACUACACGAUGGCCGACAUUGUCUCCAGCGUCUUCAACUACCGCACGGACACCGAUGUUGACUACAAGCCCUUCACCUCUUGGGCGCAAAAGUACGGUCCUCAUGCGAACGAAUAUGACAACUUCACCUCCAUCAUCCGCUGGAACAUGUCCGAUCCGCUCAACGUUUUGAACAGCGGCGGUAUCGAGAUCAGCGGAUAUGGAAACCGCAGCAACUUCACGGACCAGCCUUUUGAGUCUACCAACAUCGUCCUCCUUUACGACGGCUACUGCGCAUCAACUUGUGCCAUUUUCUCGGAACUGAUGCGCCAGCAAGGCAACGUGUCAUCCAUCGUCCUCGGUGGACGUCCUCAGUACGCUGAACAACAGUCCGUCGGUGGUGUCAAGGGCUUCAACAACUUCAACUGGGCCGCUAUCCAACAGUGGGUCUAUGAGGCCUAUGAGUACGCCAACCCCGAUGAGCAGGCCAAGUACAACGCCUCUUACCAGGCCAACUACGCCAGCUACGUCCCCUUCAACCGUGCCGCCACUGACCCCAACGUCAAUGUUCGUGAUGGCCUUCGUGAGGGCGAUGCCGCUGGCACUCCGCUCCAGUUCACCUAUGAGCCGGCCGACUGCCGCAUCUUCUACACCGCUGAGAUGACGCUCGACAUGACGGCCGUCUGGAAGGCUGCCGCUGACAGCAAGUGGAGCGACAACAAGCACUGCGUUGCUAGUAGUGCGGGCUACAAGAGGAGCGAUCAGCUUAGCAGGAGGGCCCAGGUGCCGCGCAUGGCCAAGCGUGACACCUCUUUCGAGGAGAGCCUGAAGCUCUUCACCGACGUGACUGCUAUCCGCUUCGACGGCGAUGCUUUCAUGGCACCCUGA